UGUAUGCUCUUUGGUACAUAUACAAUAAUUAACGUACGCCUGGCAACACUGGCUGACAGCGAUGGUGUUGCUGUGCUUUGAGAAACACUGCCAAGACUGUGUUGGGCGAUACCGGAUCCUACCUUGGUGCGGUCCAUAUAUUAGAGACAAAGUAUUUUUUUAAAUUACAAAUAUUGCUAAUAUUCCGUGAAACGAAAAUGCUUAUCAGGCCCGAAAUCAGGAAGUGUGGAUAAAAUAGGUGCUUAAGUCUACAACGUUUUCUAAGGUUUUUAUAAGGUGAAACGUUUCAUGGCUGUACAUUAACUAGUUUUGUACUCUGGCAACUUUAGUUGAUGUUAAGAUCAUUUGGUUAAGAUUGACGUUUUGACAGCUAGUUAAGGUAGUUUGCUGAUAUUGUUUGUAACGUAAGAUAAAAUUUAGAUUUUAUCCCCAGCUUUUUAUUAGGAAAUUGCAAAAUGGUGAAAAAUAAAAUGAUUGCUAAGAGUUGCCCGAAGUGUCAUUCUCAGGUAGCAGUAGCCUCAAAGUCCUGUAAGUGUGGUCACACAUUCUUCUCGGCGCGGCGCGCGGCGGACGCGCUGCCGGCCGCGGAGGAGAUGCGCCGGCGCACGAGCCGCGUGUACCGCCCGCAGCGGCAGUUCUACGACGCUGCGCAUUACGUGAAACAGAAGAAACGGUCACCUAAAAAGAGAUCAUUGUCGCGAUCAAUAGAUGAAGAAUAUAAAAAGGAGAAGAGUGAAUCAGCGACGGCGCGCGCUCGGCGGCGGCGGGCGCACCGGCGCGCGCAGCGCGAGGCGCCGCCCGCCGGGGAGCGCCCCCGGGACCCCACCCCGCAACUCCGACCCGCCCAGCUCGCCACUUGCGCGCUCAUACUGCAGGUACCCCCUCAUAUAUUACUGCCGCCACGGCGCGAGGCGCCGCCCGCCGGGGAGCGCCCCCGGGACCCCACCCCGCAACUCCGACCCGCCCAGCUCGCCACUUGCGCGCUCAUACUGCAGGUACCCCCUCAUAUAUUACUGCCGCCACGGCGCGAGGCGCCGCCCGCCGGGGAGCGCCCCCGGGACCCCACCCCGCAACUCCGACCCGCCCAGCUCGCCACUUGCGCGCUCAUACUGCAGGUACCCCCUCAUAUAUUACUGCCGCCACGGCGCGAGGCGCCG
Molecule: messenger RNA, 1157 nt
Organism: Cydia pomonella (codling moth)
Lineage: Eukaryota; Metazoa; Arthropoda; Insecta; Lepidoptera; Tortricidae
Product: serine/arginine repetitive matrix protein 1-like
Exons: 4
Source: RefSeq, a predicted model, not a curated record